This is a messenger RNA of Loa loa (African eye worm), 186 nucleotides long. RefSeq lists its product as hypothetical. Lineage: Eukaryota; Metazoa; Nematoda; Chromadorea; Rhabditida; Onchocercidae. The transcript has a single exon. The annotation marks the transcript as partial. The record is from RefSeq and is a predicted model, not a curated record.
AUGACAAUUCUCACGGAACAUAACGAUGCUCACGGAAUAUGGCAAUUCGCACGGAACAUAACGAUGCUCACGGAAUAUAGCAAUGCUCACGGAACACAGCGAUGCUCACGAAAUAUGCUAAUGCUCACGGAAUAUGGUAAGCGCUCACGGAAUAUGACAAUACACACGGAAUAUGGCAAUGCUCAC